Molecule: messenger RNA, 4738 nt
Organism: Closterium sp. NIES-67
Lineage: Eukaryota; Viridiplantae; Streptophyta; Zygnematophyceae; Desmidiales; Closteriaceae
Source: the annotation of a GenBank genome assembly
CAUUCCCGACGCUAUGUCUUUCGACGCACUGGAGGCAACAGAGGUGAAAACCAACGGAGAGAAGAUCUCGGAACCUCCAGGAAAAAUCAAGGAAUUGCUGAAGGAGUUCCAAGACAUUCUCCAUGACGACCUCCCGGACGAGCUACCGCCAUACCGAACGCACCAACAUGAGAUCGUGGAGGAACCAGGUUCGAAGCCGACCUUCCGAGCACCAUAUCGGCUCAGCCCCACCGAGCUAGCCGACAUGAAAAAGCAAAUCGAGUAUCUCCUCGCCAAAGGACUCAUCCGACCAUCCACUUCACCAUACGGUGCCCCAGUACUCUUCACACCGAAACCGGACGGAAGCCUGCGCAUGUGCAUCGACUACCGAGCUCUCAACAAGCAGACCAUCAAGAACAAGUACCCGAUUCCACGAAUCGAUGAUAUGCUCGACCAGCUUCGGGAAGCCACGGUAUUUUCAAAAUUAGAUCUGCGGUCCGGAUACUGGCAGAUAAGAAUGGCAGACGAUUCCGUUCACAAAACGGCCUUCCGAACUCGGUACGGAUCGUACGAGAGUCUGGUGAUGCCGUUCGGACUCACCAACGCACCUGCAACGUUCCAAGCAGAGAUGAAUCACAUCCUAUGCCCACUCUUGGACGAAUGCGUGGUGGUGUACCUGGACGACAUUCUCAUCUACUCGCACGACAUGCAACAAUACAUCAAACACUUACGACGCGUCUUCGAGAUUCUUCGACGAGAAUGCUUCUACGUCAAACUAUCCAAGAGCGACUUCGCCCUCGAGAAAGUCCAAUUUCUCGGACAUAUCGUAGGCGCUCAAGGAGUUCACGUCGACCCCAAGAAAAUCGAAGCUGUGCGUACGUGGCAGACACCCGAGAAUGUGAAGGAGUUACAGCAGUUCUUUGGCUUCGCUAACUACUACAACAGGUUCGUGCCGCAAUACGCGAAAAUCGCCGCGCCACUCACGAAUCUGCUAAAAAAGAACACACCCUACAAAUGCGAGCCGAAGCACCAGGAAGACGUGGAGCAGCUAAAGCAAGCACUCACGUCCGCACCCGUACUCAUCUUGCCAGACCCCGAACGCGAAUACGUCAUCGAAGCUGACGCCAGCAACCAGGCAGUGGGAGCAUGGAACAAUGACAUCGUGUACCGGGAAGGAUCAACGAAGAUCUGGGUACCUAAUGACCCUCCAUUGUGCCAGUUACUACUCGAAGAGUACCACAACGUCCUGUACGCGGAACACUUCGGUAGCAACAAGACGCUCACAGGUAUCGCCAAACACUACUACUGGCCUCACAUGGCAGAUGACGUACAGAAAUUCGUCACCUCGUGCACUACAUGUCAGCGGAUGAAGAGCAGCAAGCAGAAAAAGGCGGGUCUACUACAGCCUCUUCCUGUCCCAGAACAGCCAUGGCAAGUGGUCAGCCUAGACUUCAUCACCGGGCUACCAACUACCACAAGCGGUCAUGACGCGAUCCUCGUCGUCAUUGACAAGUUCUCCAAAAUGGGACAUUUCAUCCCGACACACACGACAGCACGCACCGAGGAGACGGCACAGCUCUUUGUUCGCUACAUCAUCUCACAACAUGGCAUUCCGACCACACUCAUCUCCGACCGGGACCCUAAGUUCACAAGUAAAUUUUGGAAAGAAAUGAUGUCUUUCCUCGGAACCAAACUCGCCAUGUCAUCCGCCUACCAUCCGAUGGCAACCUUCGACAACGCCGAGCUACCCAACUGGGACAAUACUGGAGAUAUCCCAGUGGAGACACUCGCACGAUUCGAGAAAGAUGUGAAGCGGACCGACACCGGGUUCCUGGCGAUAGCAACAGAAGUGGAGAAUGACGGAGAGAAAGCCUCGGAAACUCCAGAAAAAAUCAAGGAAUUACUGAAGGAGUUCCAAGACAUUCUCCCUGACGAUCUUCCGAACGAGCUACCGCCAUACCGAACGCAUCAACACGAGAUCGUGGAGGAACCGGGUUCGAAGCCGACCUUCCGAGCACCAUAUCGGCUCAGCCCUACGGAGCUGACUGACAUGAAAAAACAGAUCGAGUAUCUCCUAGCCAAAGGACUCAUCCGGCCAUCCACUUCGCCGUACGGUGCCCCAGUACUCUUCACACCAAAACCGGACGGAAGCCUGCGCAUGUGCAUCGACUACCGAGCCCUUAACAAGCAGACCAUCAAGAAUAAAUAUCCGAUACCGCGAAUCGAUGACCUGCUUGACCAGCUUCGGGGAGCUACGGUAUUUUCCAAACUGGAUCUGCGGUCCGGAUAUUGGCAGAUACGGAUGGCGGACAACUCUAUCCACAAAACUGCUUUUCGAACUCGGUACGGAUCGUACGAGUAUUUGGUCAUGCCAUUCGGACUCACCAACGCACCAGCAACGUUCCAAGCCGAAAUGAACCACAUUCUACGACCACUUCUGGACAAAUGCGUGGUGGUGUACCUGGACGACAUACUCAUCUACUCGCGCGACAUGAAGCAGCACGUCGAACACCUGCGACGUGUCUUCGAAAUUCUUCGACGGGAACGAUUCUACGUCAAACUGUCCAAGAGCGAAUUCGCCCUUGAAAAGGUCCAAUUUCUAGGACAUAUGGUGAGCGCUCAAGGAGUUCACGUCGACCCCAAGAAAAUCGAAGCCGUACGUACGUGGAAGACACCCGAGAACGUGAAGGAGUUGCAGCAGUUCCUAGGCUUCGCUAAUUACUACAACAGGUUCGUGCCACAGUAUGCGAAAAUCGCAGCACCACUCACGAAUCUGCUGAAGAAGAACACGCCCUACAAAUGGGAGCCAAAGCACCAGGAAGCCGUGGAGCAGCUGAAGCAAGCACUUACGUCCGCACCGGUACUCAUUUUGCCAGAUCCCGAACGCGACUAUGUCAUCGAAGCUGACGCCAGUGACCAAGCAGUGGGAGCAGUCUUGAUGCAAGAUCAAGGGAAUGGACUGCAACCAAUCGCCUACCUCAGCAAGAAACUGCACGGGGCAGAACUCAACUACCCGAUACACGACAAUGAGGCUCUUGCUAUCAUCAUCGCCUUCAAAGCGUGGAGAUGCUAUCUCGAAGGACGAAGAACAACCGUCUACACCGACCACUGCAGCCUGAUAUACUUGAAGACACAACCCAACCUUUCCAGGCGGCAGGUCCGGUGGAUCGACUUCCUCGAGACACACUUCCACUACGACAUCGUGUACAAGCCCGGCCACAAGAACAAAGCAGACGCUCUCAGCCGGCCUGCACACGUUGCCGCCAUUCAGGUCGAAGGGAUGAAUCCACUACUCAAGGGACUCUUCACACACGGGUACGCCACCGACCCCGAAAUUCCCUUGGCAGAAAAGCGACAUCUGCUACAGUGGGACAGUGACAUCGCGUACCGGAAAGGAUCAACAAAAAUCUGGGUACCCUAUUACCCUCCUUUGCGCCAGUUACUACUCGAAGAAUACCACGACGUCCUCUACGCCGGACACUUCGGUAGCAACAAGACGCUGACGGGUAUCGCAAAGCACUACUACUGGCCCCACUUAGCAGAAGAUGUCCAGAAAUUCGUCACCUCGUGUGAUACAUGUCAGCGGAUGAAGAGCAGCAAGCAGAAAAAGGCGGGACUACUGCAGCCUCUUCCUGUCCCAGAACAACCAUGGCAAGUGGUUAGCCUGGACUUCAUCACCGGGUUACCACCUACCUCUAGCGGUCAUGACGCCAUCCUUGUCGUCAUUGACAAGUUCUCCAAAAUGGGACACUUCAUCCCGACACACACGACGGCACGCACCGAGGAGACAGCACAGCUCUUCGUUCGUCACAUCAUCUCACAGCAUGGCAUCCCAACUACACUCAUUUCCGACCGAGACCCCAAGUUCACCAGCAAGUUCUGGAAGGAACUUAUGUCUCUUCUCGGGACCAAACUCGCCAUGUCAUCCGCAUACCAUCCGCAGACAGACGGACAGACCGAGCUCCUCAACCAAAUUGUUGAGCAACUCCUCCGAGCAGCCUGCAAGGACGACAUCUCCAAAUGGGACUUGCACCUGCCCGUACUAGAGUUUGCUUACAACAAUGCCACACAUGCCGCUACUGGACAGACGCCGUUCUUCCUCUGCUACGGACGCCACCCACUCACACCACAAAAACCGACAGCAUCAGCUACAGUCCAACCAGCACAUGAUUUCAUUACAACCAUGCAUCAACUUUGGGAUCGGACCCAUAAGCGCCUCCUUGACAUUCAACAGCAACAGAAGCGCCAGGCCGAUCGCCAUCGCAACGACCACACCAUCACGGUGGGAGACCAGGUGCUUCUUGACACCCGCAACCUGGACAUCAGCCAUCUCCCAUCUAAACUUCGACCUCGCUUCUGCGGGCCUUUUCUCGUUGAAGCACAGGUCACUCCUGUUACCUUCCGCUUACGCCUGCCAGCUACCUGGAAGAUUCACAACGCCUUCCACGUCCAACUUCUGAAGCCCUAUCGGGACCCGAACACAAUUUUCGUCGGACGCCAACCGCCGCCGCCAGCGCCCGUCCUCGUCCAGAAUGAACCCGAGUACGAGGUCGAGUCCGUGCUCGCACACCGCCGUCGUCGGAAUGGCACCGUGGAGCUUCUCAUCCGUUGGAAGGGUUAUGAUCCUUCUGAGGACAGCUGGGUACCUGAGUCCGACAUGGGUAACGCCCGUCGUCCUCUGCAUGACUACCUUGUCAAGCAGGGUGUUACUUCGACCACCCAGCUUUGAGGGGGGGAAGUGUGAGAGUACGACCCCGUU